AUGAAGGUAGCACUGCCCAAGGACCUGGAGCAGGACGCUCGCUUGGCCAAGAGGAGUCACGCCGAGUUGUGCAGACAAAAACGGAUCUUCAACGCCAGGGACAGAAUCAUUGGGGGAGACACAGAAGCCUGGGAUGUUCAGGUUCACGACCAGAAGAUGAGAGAAGCAACUGACAAAGCUAGACAUGAAACCUUUGCUGCUGAAAUGAGGCACAAUGACAAGCUCAUGUGCAUAUUAGAAGGCCGGGAGAGGAGAGACAGGAAAAACCUCUGUAGAGCUAUCAGUGACUUCCAGCAGAGAUUUCAGAAGCCAGAAACUCGCCGUGAAUUUGAUCUGUCUGACCCCCUGGCCCUUAAGAAAGAUCUUCCAGCCCGGCUGUCAGAUAAUGACACCAGAAACACAGUCUCAGGAAUGCAGAAGUUCAUGGGAGAGGAUUUGAACUUCCGGGAGAGAAAGAAGUUCCAAGAAGAGCAGAAUCGAGAAUGGUCCUUGGAACAGCAGAGGGAGUGGGAGAGAGCCCGUGCUGACCACAAAACUGCAGAGGACCUCCACAAGCAGACAAGGCUGCAGCUUGACGAAGCCGCCAGGCACCUGCAGAAGCUGGAAAGCGCCUCCAGGAAAGCAGCCUGUGUAGCUGUGAAAGAGUUCAACAAGAACCAGGCUGCGGAGUUGGCAGAAAGGAAAAGGCAAGAGAGAAAACGGGAACAAGAAGACAACCUGGCCGAGAUCUCCGCCCUGUUGCAGGGGGACCUGCUCUCUGAGAACCUGCAGCAAGCAGCCAGGUCCUUUGGGCCACACCGUGUGAUGCCUGACCACUGGAAGGGCAUGAGCCCGGAGCAGCUGCAGGAGAUCCGCCUUGCUCAGAAGCAGCAAGUCCAGGAGAAGCUGAGGUCCCAGGAGGAAGAGCGCCAGUGCAACAUGGACUGGGACCAGCAGAGGAUUCAGAAGGCUCGUGCCACUCUGCUGGAGGAGCGGCAACAGCAGCGCCAACAGCGGAACCUGCGCAGAGACCUGGACAGCAGCAACCUCAGCCUGGCCAGGGAGCAGCGUUUGCAGAAAAAAUAUAUGGAAGAAUCAUAUAAAAACCAACCCUCUGAAGAUUAUUUCAAGCAAUUUAAUACAAGAAGCCGAUAA
Molecule: messenger RNA, 1134 nt
Organism: Castor canadensis (American beaver)
Lineage: Eukaryota; Metazoa; Chordata; Mammalia; Rodentia; Castoridae
Gene: Ribc2
Product: RIB43A domain with coiled-coils 2
Source: RefSeq, a predicted model, not a curated record